Messenger RNA from Oryzias latipes (Japanese medaka), 1301 nucleotides. RefSeq names its product EBNA1 binding protein 2 (gene ebna1bp2). The record is from RefSeq and is a predicted model, not a curated record. Gene Ontology annotation, biological process: ribosomal large subunit biogenesis; rRNA processing. Gene Ontology annotation, cellular component: preribosome, large subunit precursor; nucleolus; nuclear periphery. Lineage: Eukaryota; Metazoa; Chordata; Actinopteri; Beloniformes; Adrianichthyidae.
CUUCCGAUGACGUCAUUUCUCCCCGCGUGAACGCUAGUACACGUGAGGAAAAUCGAAGCGUCCAAAACAAUUAACUUUUCUUGGUUGUUUGGAAAGAUUUGCCCUCUUUAUGGUUAUAGCCGUAAACACGAUGGAGUCUGCAGAAGAGGAGUCGCUUCUCGGCCUGGAUUCAGAGGAAGAAGGCAGCGAGUUAUCGGAUGGAGAGCUUCAGGAAGCCUUCACCAAAGGGUUGCUGAAACCUGGAAUGAACGUUCUGGUGGAUAAAUCUAAGAAAUUGGUAAACAAUGUGGAGGGGUUAAAAGAGUGUCUUGCUGACUUCCGGAAAGACCUCUCCUGGGUGGAAAGGUUAGACCUCAGCACUCUUCCAGUCUUAUCCCAAGUGGAAGGGAAAGUUCCUGCUGAGAUAAAUGGAGGACCGGAUGCAGAGGAUGAUUUCCAGAGGGAGAUGUUCUUUUACCGUCAAGCUCAAGCCACAGUCCUGGAGGCCCUCCCUCUCCUGAGGAAGCAUGACAUAAACACCAGAAGGCCUGAUGAUUACUUUGCAGAAAUGGCCAAGUCCGAUCAGCACAUGCAGAAGAUCAGGCAGAAGCUGACCGCAAAGCAGAUGAUUUUGGAAAAGUCUGAAAAGGCCAAGAAACUGCGGGAGCAACGGAAAUUUGGCAAAAAGGUCCAAAUAGAGGUGAUCCAGAAGAGACAGAAGGAGAAGAAGGCUAUGAUGUCUGCUGUAAAGAAAUACCAGAAAGGAAUGUCAGAUAAACUGGACUUUUUGGAAGGAGACCAGAAGAUGGGUAAUAAUUCUUCAGGAGGUCCCAGUAAAGCAGUGAACAAAAAAGGCCCCAGUGCUAAGCGGAAAUACAAGGACCAAAAGUUUGGUUUUGGAGGCAAAAAGAGCGGGAAGAAGUGGAACACCAAGGAGAGCUACAACGAUGUUUCUGGUUUCAAAGCCAGAGUGGCGCACGCCAAGGGAGGAAAGAAGGGCAAACAAGGAAAACAAAACAAACGUCCCGGCAAAUCUGUGCGCAAGAAGAUGAAAGGCCGCUCGUAAACACCGGCUGGACCUGGACUGUGGUUCUGAUCGGAACCUUUUUCUGUCUUUCCAGAGAGACUUGAUGGAGACUCACUCAUGUGGACUCGUAUGGAAGAUUCAAACCGCAAAGAGACACAAAAAAAACCCACAGAGUGAACUGCUUAGAGAUAUUUUAGAACUGUUUUAAUCAUCAGUGACGGUGUCUCAGCAUUUUCAAUACUCAAAGCUCAUCGGUAUCUGAAUAAACCUCAGCUGUGAUGCUACAUUCUCCAAA